AAUCAAUCUAUCAAAUGAUUGAGUGAUGUAAUUGAUAACAGAACUAAGUGGAAAUAAGUAUGACAGUGUCAAUAUCAGUGACUUGACACGUCACAACUCCUUGACCUGAUUUGCUCUACUAUAUUCAUGAGGUUACGAGGCGAUGGAAAAUUUGACAAAAUCUACAUGUAUAUGGUUUUAAACAUUAUUGGUUACAUAUUUAUUCUUUAAACCAGUCUAUGAGUUAUUGAGUCAUAUAUAACUAAUUGAUACAACAUAAAUGCAUUUAAAUAUUUUUUUAAACAUUAUUGGUUACAUAUCUAUUCUUUAAACACAAAAGUGUGUCAAAGAGUAGUUCGUUCGAACUUAUGAAAUCAGUCAGCUUGCUUUCGCGUGAUAUCACAGUGUUAGUAAACAUUCGUAUGGGAGUGUGACUCAGAACGUUAAAGAAUUUGAUUAAGACUGUAAUGAAAUUAGUAUAACGUUUAUACAUUGUGUGUUUACAGUCGAAUAAAGUGUCGCGGAAAGAUGGCGAAACAGCAAGUGACAGAGAAUAUACUAGAGGAAAUUCUUAUCAAACUAACUGCUGAGGACUUGCUGAGAAUUUCUACUUUACUUCCUGGUCAAUCUGGAAAAGAAAUCAGUUUCGAGGACAUAAGGACAAUUGGCCUGGUAGACAAUGAAAACUUAGUGAUUUUACAAAUAGUGUUGUGGAUUAUAAACAGAAAAGACUUGUUCAACGAACUGGCUUACAUGGCGAAGAAAACCGAGAGCACAGUGUUCUUGGAGGAAAAUCGCGGUAAAGUUGUUCGCCGAAACGGUUAUUCUUUAAAAAAUUUGUUUUACAUUUGCACCCGGAGACCAAUGUCAAAAUUAAGCCAAGAGGAAGGCAUGGGUUUGAUAAAGACUGCGAAGGGUUGGCUAGGCGAAGAUACAGUUGUUCAUAUAAAGCUGGAAGAUAAAAGUAUCAUUUCCAUUUCAGAGAGUGAAUGUGCCGAUAGUGCGAAGUGUCCGAAUACACAGAACGUCGUGUUAAGCACCUAUCCGGACAAGACAUGCAAGCGAUGUCCGUUUUUCCUUAAAUAUAUUGUUGAUCUUCAAAAUAUUCAAAUGACGUUGAGCAGGAAGAAUUUGGAAGGAAUACUGAAUCCUGCAACUCCAAUGAACAGACAGCUUUUAGAAAGGCACAUUGCAAUGCGUCAAAACGAGCAAGUGGACAAAUUCCAUCGGCGAAAAAUCUUGCGGGUAUACAGUUACAAUAAGUGUUGGCUCUGAUGUAGGGAAAAAAUAAGAAAAAUAAAACAUCUUGCUAUCUGAUUUGUACAUCUUGAUUGUAUACAUGUACAUCUUGCUUGAUUAAAUCCCUGUUGCUUUAUGCUAUAUCCAGUUCAGUUUAUCUUAAAUUUAUGCCGAUUUUUGUUUUUAAAUUCGCUUAAAAUAGGUUUAACGAUUAACAAUUCCGAACAGUAAAAGUAAGCAAGCCACGAAGCAGCACUCAGAACAGCCCCAUUCUUGACACCAGAGGGUGCAAGUUCGGAAAGUUGUACGGAAAUAGACGGAAACCAUCGACACAAUACGACAUAUAUCUAUUCCGAAGCCCGCCGGAGAAAGCCGAGUUUUUACGAUUGCUGAACACAUUUUAAGAAGCUCGCGGAAAUUAUCGCAUUGUAAGCGUAGCGCCACCUGGUGUAAUAAUAUUAGACACUCGUAAACAUAACGUAUGGAAUGAUGCUUGCUAAAUUAGGCUAUGAGGUAUUUGUCCUGAUGCUUGCUGACGUUUGUUAUUUAUUUUGAGUCUUGGAGAACUAGGCUUGUAUAGAUUAUAUGUGAGAUUAAGAUAUACAUUUUCACGAUGCGUCCUAUGCAGUUGCUCGAAUAACGAAUUCAGGAUGUAAUGAAGCAAGAUGUAGAACAUACGGUGUUCUAGUCAGAACGCAAGAUAUUGUGCUUCGUUUCAAAGCCCUUCCAUGUGAUGUAGCUAAAUAUGCGUUAAUCAUGAAAUAUAUUUUAGCAAACAAUUAGCUCAGUAUUUCUUAGGUCAAUUAUAAAACAAAACCUGCUGCGAAUGCAAGUUAAAGUUUAUAGUGAUAUGUUAUGCAUCAAAGCUUGUUUCUGUUAAACCAUAUUCAUGAUUUUUAACAUAAACGGACAGUCCAUGUUACUUUGAACAGUGUUAAAAACAUAACUUCGUGGUGGUAUCCAGAGUAAAAGUAAAGUAGUCUGUACGGUAUUUCCUGCAGAAUGAUUUUGUUAUGUUUCGGUAUUAAUACUGUUCAUUAUCCGGUGAGAUGUCAUGCCAUUGCCAUUAUGCUCGAGUGUUCCCUGUGUGUUUGUUUUUAUCUUGUUAUUAUACGUUAUAUUUAUUUUGUUAUUACAAGUUACAUUUUCAUGAAUAAACUUUUAUAAUUUC
Mya arenaria is the source of this 2389-nucleotide messenger RNA. RefSeq lists its product as uncharacterized. Bases 508 to 1254 code for a protein of 248 amino acids. Lineage: Eukaryota; Metazoa; Mollusca; Bivalvia; Myida; Myidae. The record is from RefSeq and is a predicted model, not a curated record. The transcript is spliced from 4 exons.